Molecule: messenger RNA, 2687 nt
Organism: Lucilia cuprina (Australian sheep blowfly)
Lineage: Eukaryota; Metazoa; Arthropoda; Insecta; Diptera; Calliphoridae
Product: F-box/LRR-repeat protein 7
Exons: 2
Coding region: 648-2459 (603 amino acids)
Biological process (GO): SCF-dependent proteasomal ubiquitin-dependent protein catabolic process
Cellular component (GO): SCF ubiquitin ligase complex
Molecular function (GO): protein binding
Source: RefSeq, a predicted model, not a curated record
AAACGAAUUAAACAUACAGAUGAGAGCAGUUACUUACUCACUCAUACGUAAAGUGUAUUUAAUGUGUGUGUGCGUUGUGUAUUCGUAUCUGAAAGAAUCAUAUUUUUUUUCGAAAAUACUUUAUACGCAUUUCAUUUAUUCGCCUGUAACGUUGUUGUCAUCCAUCUAGCCAACCUCCGUACCGUCGUAGUAAAAAAAAAUCGUAAUAGAAGUGCUUACUAGUAAUACGUAGUUGGAGUUUGUUCUUUACAAUGAUUUUUAUUGCGCAGGUUGUUGUUGUAUUUCCCUAGAAAUCCAACAAUAUACAAUACAUAAGAUUUUUGUUAAAAUUCUGUUUCUUUCGUUAUAUUUUGUGUGAAAAGAAGUUACAAAAGUUCUUGAACAUAUAGAGAAAAAAACAGUAAAAAAAUCAAUGAUUAAAUUGAGAAAAUUAAAAGAAAAAAGUGAAUAAAUUUUAAAUAAAUAUACAAAAGAAAUAAGAUUAAAUAAAUUGAAAUAAAUUUGCAUUUAUUAAAAAUGAAAACAGUUUAAACAACAACAAAAAGAAUCUGAAAACAUUUUCUUUUCAAACGGAUGCCAGCAAUAUAUAUAAACCUGUAUUGUUCCUGAUACUUUACUUCAAACGUCAAAGAACUCAAGAAAGAAAAAUGGAUAAAAUAAAAACAACUCAUAAGUUGGAAGCACUAAGUAACCCUCAGUUAACAUACAGAAUGAACAACAUGCUGGACAUGGCCAAUGCUUUAGAGUGUGAGGAGCAACAUCAGCAGGAGAGAAAGCACAACUUUUUGUGGAAUAAUUUGCCCAAUGAAUUGUUGAUACAUAUCUUCAAAUAUUUGCCUCAUAGUGAUUUACAACAGAUUCGUUUAGUCUGCAAACGUUGGCAUGAUUUAACUCAACUGCCCGAAUUUAUGGGAAAAUCCAAAUUAAUCAUUAAUCGUGACAACAUGGCCACUCUGCAUGAUUGUUUGGCGAAUGAUGAGGAGCUGGCUAGGAGACUGUCAUAUGAUACUUUGGAAUUACAUGGUCUGGAAUUAAGUGAUGAUUUGCAAUUGAUUUUGAAAGCGCUGGGAACAAACAUACACAAACUGCGCCUGUACAAAUCACCGGUAUUCGCCAUUUUGAAUGAGUGUCUGCCAGAUUUGGAGGAAUUGAUUGUCACCCAUAUACCCACCGUACAAAGUGAUAAUACAUUUUCGGUUAAUUUAAGUAAAUUUCGAAAUUUCAAAUCAUUAGAUAUAAGCUGCAGUAAUGUGACCACGUACAUUAAGACCCACAUGAUAUUAAAUUUGACCAGAGAGUUAUCGCUGGUAAUGGAAAAGCUUUGUAUAGAAUUGAAUCGGGAACAUGAAGAACUGCUGAUAUAUACUUUGCAAUUUCAUAGCAAUUCUUUGAGACAUUUGGAAAUUGUAUUAAGAUCAAAUCCUGUAAUGAUUUCAAAAUGGAAACAGGUGUUUGUGUUAUUCAAACACUUGGAAACUUUAAAAAUUACAGGAGUUUCCUGCUAUCAGUGGUUGAAGGAAAUAAUGGAGUGUUUACCCAAGGAAGCUCCUCUAAAACAUUGUGAUCUAAGCGGUGGUCUGCAAGUAGAUGAUGCUUUAUUAAAACUAAUCAUACACAAAUGGCCGGAGACUUUGGAAAAUAUGGAAUUGAUGUUUUGCAAUUUAUUAACAGAUGAGGGUGUCAAACAUUUUGGUCUACUGCGUCAAACACUACGCUCUUUAAACAUAUCCCACUGCUCUAAAGUAACGGCUAAAGGUUUGCUACAGGGUUUGGCAGCGCAAACUAAUAAUACUCUUAAAACUCUGGUACUCAAUGACAUGGCCGAUAUGGAUGCAGAGUCGGUAAGACUAUUGGCUCAACGUUUACCUAAUCUAAACUAUUUAAGUCUGGAAAAUUGCCGGGAAUCUGUUACAGACUCUACAUUAGAAUGCAUCUUUCGUUAUCAAUUAAAACUACAGCACUUAAUACUAGACGACUGUAUACGCAUUACCGAUGAAGGUCUUUUGGGUUUUGGUGAUCAGCCCUCACCCAUUAGCAACCUCAAGGGUUUACAAUCCCUCAGCUUAAGAGGCUGUCGCAAUCUCUCCAAUCGUGCUCUUAUUAAAGGUUUAAAAUUUACCGAAUUACGUAAAUUAGUGUUAGGCUAUUGUCACAAAAUAUCUUCCAUGGGCAUUGAGGAAUUGGUGGAGAAUUGCCCUGCUCUCGAAGACUUAACCAUUUCAAGCUGCCUAAUGAUAGAUGAUGAUGCCAUGCUACAUAUUGCCCAAGGACUGCCACGUCUUAGACGUCUCAAUGUUAGCAAUUGUAUUAAUUUAACUGGCAAAUCUAUAGAUUAUGUAGUCGAACUAUGUAAGUCUUUGAAAGAACUUUCAAUGUGUGGCAUUGAUUCGUUGGAAAUCCAGGAGGUUCAAGAAAAGUUCCUACAACUGAAACCUCAAAUUUUAGAAUUGAAUUUAUAGUUACAAGUUCAAUAUAACAUACGUAUACAAUAUAGAGGCAUAAAUCCCCAACCGAAACCGAGAGACUUUUUCUAAAUUUGUGUGUAUGUGCGUUUUUUAAGGCCUCUUACUACUAUCUCUCGUGUUAUUAUUGUUUUAGAUAUUUUGACAGAACUGUGUUUAAUUUUUUUAAAAAAAUAUUCUUAUUAGUAAAUAGUAAUAUUUGUAAAUUGUUUUAUUAGAUUUAAU